GCGGGUUUAAAAGGAAUCAACAUUCUAUAUACAUCAUGAAUGACAAUAGAAUAAUAUUAAAUCCAAUUUAUCAUUUAUUUAAUUGUUGAUCUGGGAAUACACAUGUGGGUAACAGUCACCUGGGUUAUUCAGUAAAUAUCUGACACUAGUCAACGUUGUCAGGCUGCACUUGAAGUGUUUACCAGCUGGAUUAUGUGAAAAUAUAUCUAUGGAAAUUGAAGUAUUGAUAUCAGUUACUACCGGGUCAAGACAUUUUAAAAUGGGUCAUUUAUUGCAGGAAUCAUCAACAUAUCAGAAUGCUUUCUGAAAAUAAAGAUCUACAUCUAUAUAGGGAUUAAAGCUGCCUGAUAACACUUACUUUUAUUCUAUAAGAUAGUUUCAUUGAUCAUCAGUAAGAAUAGACUAAUCAAUACGAAGUGUUGUGGGUGAAAUCUUAGAUACCCUAAUACCUGCCGGAACCAGUCUCUAACAGAAACUUCCGCAAUGUCUCCAGGCGUCAGGUCUCAAACUUUCAUAGCUUUUCUUUCAAUAUAAUCUUAACGAAUAACUUUAAUGGUGUAUGACUGGUACUCAAUUGAAACUUCGAUCGCAGACUAAGCAUUACGAUUCCACAACACCUCCACUAUGUCAUGAUGAUACGUUUCAAACUGAUUUUCGAUACCAAAUCUGCCUCUAAGAAGACCUAAAGUAAUCGAUUUCAUUGACGAGUGUCACAUUUUUGUAUCAAAGUCAUAUUUGACUGUGUAUUAAUUCAAGUAAUUUCGUCAGUCAUGGUAACUAAGGGCUCUUUAUUAUCAUUACUGUUAUUAUCAAUAAUAAUAUUGUUAUUGUUAAUCUUUUCAGGUUUUGGUUUGCAAGGACUUGGUUGAUUUCAAGAUUGGUCAUGAACUGACUUCAAUUAGAGAACCGUUUAAUAUCAUGGAGUACGGUACAACUGCUUCAUCCUUGUUUUGAGCUCCUCAGAAGUACGUCCCCAUAAUCUCACUAUAGAUAGAACCAUAGAUCUUCAGAUUACAAGGCAAGCUCGUAAACCAUAUUGCGAAUUGCCAGAAGUUAGAAUUAAUAGGCCAUUGGACUCUGUCCCAAUGUCUGAAUGGUAUAUGAGCUCGCAUUGUAACCUGGUGGUAGCGGAUUCUAUCACUGGUGUGUACUAUUGAAGAGCCCCAAAUGAGAGAGAAACAACUGUUCAUUACUCUGUCGUUUUCAGUGGUUCCCUAACUGAAUGAAGCUGUUACAGAAUCUCUCACAAAAGACAAGACAAAUUUAUUGAGCGAAGAAGCUUUUCAGAAUGGUCAAAAGCAAGGUAGUAGGUCGGAUGAAUCAAAUAAAAAAUGUAAGUCAAAUUCAUCAUUCGAUGAAACAUAUGACACUUCCGAAGAAGCAAACAGUGAGAUUGCUGAGGCAGAAUACACAAGUAGUCAGAAUAAAAGCCCAAUAUUUCGUGGAUCAGCUUAUUCACAUGCAAAGUUUUUGACAGGUGGUAGUGACACAAGUCAAAAAAAUAUGUCAGACAAGUCCGAUAAAAAGAAAGCAAAAGAAGCACAGUCAGACGAAAACAGUGAGAAUAGAGAAAAACAAUCACUUUCACCUUCUGGUGACAGUACAGACUCAACCAUAAGCAAACCUUAUUACCAGUUCUCUCAGAAUUCUCCUGUAAUACAAACUGUAAAUGCUAAAAGGCUUACAAAAGUGAAAAGAACCGAACAUACACUUCAUAAUGAGCUUAAUAGUGAUAUUUAUAAUAGAAAUAAUGAGUGUGUUCAUGUUGCACAAAUUACAAAUGCUUUGAAAUCCUUUGACGCGAAAAUGCGUUGUCUCCAUAUUCGUCCACCAUGGAGAGAUCCAAAUUCGAAACCCCUACCAAGUGACAGGACAACUGCAGUCUACAAAAUGUAUGAAGAUUAUUUAAAAUGUCAAAACCAGCGCCCGUUUUCAAAAUUAGAACGUUCAACGUCCCAAUGUAUCAAUGAUAAGAUAGCCGUGCAUAGAUUGUACCACUCAACAUUGAAUCGCUAUCGUCAAAAUGAGAAGAUCCAAAUGGAGAACUACGAAUUGGCUAAGCGUCUACAGAAAAUUCGUCCUACAACCGGUAUGACAAGAGAAGAACAACUAAGAGAUUAUAAAAAGUAUUUUGUUACACCGAAUUCAUCUGACGCCUAUUCGAAGACAAUAUUACCUCCACAUUAUCAACGAGAUUCAUAUAUAAAUCAUAGCACAUCAUCCAAGAAUAAAAAUAGUACAAAAAUUAUGGACCCAAAACCGAGAGAUUUUAUAAUCGAUUCACGUCAAACAACGUCUAGUUUCAGUACUAGUGUACGUCCACUACAAGGAAACUACAACCAAAGUCAAAUGAACAUCAGUUGUAUUAAAAAAAAAGAGCAAAGUUGCUGAUAGAAAAACAAAUCUAGAAAAUUCCCUCGAUCCGAAACAAAAAGAAGCGUCAUCUACAAGAUUUUCACAUAAUCAUGAAAUCAAGAAUUCUAAAGAAAAGCAUAAACAUAUAUUUUCUGAGAUAAUAUUUAACAACCAUACUUCAUUGUCACUAGAAUCGUUUCAGUCAUGCACAGCUUUUGUCAACGCUUAAAAAUUGAAUGAUAAUACAAUGACGACCACACAUUUUGUUUACUUUUGCUCACAUGGAUAUUAUGAUGAUGUGAUAUUUUGUUAGCAGAAUGUAAAAUAAACACUAUUCUUUUUGUCCACAAUGCAUGACACUAACACACACUUGUUUGAAGAAAUGAAAAACUAUGUUAAUUACUGAAUGACUGACUGACAUUAUUUGUUCGACUAGCCAGCUACCAACUUCCUCAAAUACUCUAACAAAAAUGGGAUUAUUGUUUUGAUAAAUUUCAUUUCAAUCCCCUUACUUAUUAUUUUAUCAUCACUUCAUUCUCAGCUUUCUUAAAGCAUUCUGUGGUAAGAAAAAUAGUUUUGGGGGAUAACGAUGUUUCUUUACAAAGAAGUUGUUUUCACUUACACUUGUAUUUAUUAACUAUGCUUUAAAAUGUUUGAAGUGUAUCCAUUCAACCUAUUUCAGUCUCUGUUGAUUGCUUAUUAGAGUAUAGACUGAUUUCAUUUUUGUGAUACGUCAGUGAGUGAGUAGUGACAAAAACUCUCUGUAAGUUAACUUAAUGUGCUAAGUAUAGAACUACAUAUUUAAAAAAGUAAGAUCUUUUUCAAUACAAAAGUGAUCAAUUGACAGGUUUUCCACUAUUGUUAACUAUUUGCAAACCAUCUGCUUUCACUUUGUGAUAAUCAGUGAAUGUUUACUUCCUUUUAUAACCUUUACAAGCAUUGCUUAUUACUGAUAUGAUUGAAGUCUGUGUUCUUUUAACAGUAGGAUGAAACACUAUAAAUUAUAGUUAGUGUUGCCUGGGAGAGCGAAAGUCACUUCAUUCCUUGUAUUAUUGUACAUGCAGUUGUUUUGCUUAAUCGAGGUAAUAGUAAGGAGUAUGUCUUUUCACUAAUAUAUAUCAAGUUUGUAUCACCUAUUUUUAUAUUGAAAAAAAAGUACAUUACCUGUAGUUGUAUUAAAUAGAACAGCUUGUUUAUC
This is a messenger RNA of Trichobilharzia regenti, 3553 nucleotides long. NCBI's taxonomy places the organism in Eukaryota, Metazoa, Platyhelminthes, Trematoda, Strigeidida, Schistosomatidae. The record is from the annotation of a GenBank genome assembly.